This is a messenger RNA of Onychostoma macrolepis, 6546 nucleotides long. RefSeq names its product SNF2 histone linker PHD RING helicase (gene shprh). Gene Ontology annotation, molecular function: ubiquitin protein ligase activity; DNA binding; ATP binding. Gene Ontology annotation, cellular component: nucleosome; nucleus. The record is from RefSeq and is a predicted model, not a curated record. The transcript has 31 exons. Bases 129 to 5123 code for a protein of 1664 amino acids. Gene Ontology annotation, biological process: DNA damage response; protein polyubiquitination; nucleosome assembly. NCBI's taxonomy places the organism in Eukaryota, Metazoa, Chordata, Actinopteri, Cypriniformes, Cyprinidae.
AUUUUAAAUAUGGCGGAUAAAGGCAUGAAAAUGUCCCGCAGGUUUUGGAGCUUAUGAAAGUUAUUUUAUGACAUUUAUUUGCUGCUGACAAGAACACAUCCCGAAGCAGAACAAAGCAGGUUUUCACGAUGAGCAGCAGGAGGAAACGUGCGCCGCCGGUGCGCAUGAAUGAGGAGGCCAAGAGGAGAGUGGAGUGGAAUAUGCUUGAAGAUCGAAGAAAUGAAGGAGAAUGUGAAGACAUUCUGGAGGAAAUCCCAGCACCGUCUGACAGCUGUCAUCUUGGACCGGUGCUUGAGAGCAACCAGGAAGAGUCAAAACAGGGUUUUACAUCUUCUGCAGGCACAGAAGAAGGACCAUCAGAAGAGCGUCCAAGCUGUUCCACACAGGAUUCUCUUCCAGAUACCAUAGAACUGAAUGUGAUGCCAAUUUCUGCUCUGGAUCAGGGGUGGAAUGCGCUGAUUGGAGAGUUUAACCUGUGUCCAAAGAUUCCCAUUAUGCUAGGAGACGAUUCCUUCUGCCUGCAGCAAACAGGUGACACAUUAAGUAUGAGUCUGAAUAAUGAGUUGGAGGUUGAGACUGGCAGAAGUGAUUCCGUCUGCCCUGUGCCUGUUGAAUGUUCAUUUGGUGGAAUAUUGUUGGAGGAUCUGGAUUGGCUACAGAAGAGGAAGGUCAUUAAAUUGUGCCACGCUUCAGGAGAUGAAUUAGUAAAGCUGAAAAUUUUUCUUCUCGAAUCGGGAUUGGGCAGACCAGAAUUCCUCAGUGAAGGAAAUGGGCGCAUUAAAAAAGCCAAUCAGCUAAUGCAAAAAUUAAUGGAAUUCUUCUAUGACUUCAUCAUUCCUGAGGUGAUGGAGAAUGAAGAGGAGGAGUGUGACACUGAUCUGGAGCGUCAGAACGUCGAGGAGCUGUACGAUCACGUCAGACACCUCCAUCAGACAGAAGCAGCAGAGCAGAGUUUCGAUGUCCAGCACCCGGGCCUCAUCCCCGUGCUGAGACCCUAUCAGAGCCAGGCGGUCAACUGGAUGCUGAGGAGAGAGAAGCACAAAAGCAGCAGCUCUCAAGAACAAAGGUUGCAUUUUCUUUGGCGGGAAAUGGUCACGAUUUGUAGCAAAAAGCUCUUUUACAAUCCCUACACUGGAAGCUUGAUUAGAGAGUUUCCUCUGGCUGGAGUGGACUGGCCUGGCGGGAUCCUUGCUGAUGAGAUGGGACUUGGGAAAACCGUGGAAGUGCUGGCCCUUAUUCUGUGUAAUACCCGUCAAAACCUGGAGCACGGGGUUCUCACUUUGCCAGUGAAAAGGUUCUUUGUGGCGAAUGAAGGUUCGUCAGAUUAUAAAAAGGGACGGUCUGUGAAUUACUUUGUCCCUCCUCCACCAUUAGAGAGGCAACGAACCAUUAAACAUGAGGUGAGGCCCAAGGAGAAGAUCAUUUAUCCAGCUGUGCGUGAGAUGCUGUUGACUGCGAUUAAGGAAAUGAGGGUUGGGAAAGGAGCGUCAAUCAAUGCCAUUUUUGCUUAUCUACGGACCAUGUACAAGUAUGACACCCUAAAGAACCGGAACCACAUAAAGAAAAUCCUGACCAAGCUCAUUAGUGAAAACAUUGUGGAGCAGAUCAAAGGACGAGGGUUAGCAGGAUCCUUCAAACUGGGGAAGAACUACAAAGAAAAGAAGAAGAAGCCUGCCACUCCUCGAAUUAAGUCAGCUGACAAGGCUAUUCCCAGGAGAACAUCUCGCCGGGUUUCUGGUCAGGAAAAAGAGGCAUCACAGACCUCGUAUACGACAGCAUCAGACUCUGAAGACAGUGUGGAUCCUCCUCUCCUCACAGAGGAACUGAAAUGUGAGUCAGAUUCCCUCAUAGACUCAGAGAAUCCACCGCAGAAGAUGUCAGUAGACAUCACAGUUGAAGAUGAUAAAGAAACAACAGACAAACCUAAACAAGAAACAACAGAAGACAUUCAUGUUGAGAGGUCUAAAUCAGAUCCUACACAAAACUCAAAACCUGAACCCGAAACCCUCACCAGAGCAUCUGUGAUCCCGUUUAAUACUCCAGACUACCGCUUUGAGUGCAUCUGUGGAGAGCUUGGCCUGAUGGACUACAAGCCUCGGGUCCAGUGCCUGAACUGUCUGCUGUGGCAGCAUGCGGAGUGUGUCAACUACAAAGAGGAGAACCUGGAAACAACCCCGUUUUAUUGCCCUCACUGUCUGGUGGCCAUGACACCUGUAUCUACUGGAGCCACUCUUAUCAUCUCGCCCAGCUCCAUCUGUCACCAGUGGGUGGAUGAAAUUAACCGCCACAUUCACACUUCUUCCCUCCGAGUUCUGGUGUAUCAAGGUGUAAAAAGACAUGGUUUCAUCCAGCCUCACAUUCUGGCUGAGCAGGAUGUGGUCAUCACCACUUAUGACGUGCUGCGCACUGAACUCAAUUACGUCGACAUCCCCCACAGCAAUAGCAAAGACGGCCGCCGAUUCCGCAACCAGAAGCGCUACAUGGCCAUACCGAGCCCUCUUGUGGCCGUGGAGUGGUGGCGUAUCUGUCUGGAUGAAGCUCAGAUGGUGGAGUGCACCACAGCCAAGGCUGCAGAAAUGGCUUUGCGUCUCACAUCUGUUAAUCGCUGGUGUGUUAGUGGAACACCUGUGCAGAGAGGUUUGGAAGACUUGUAUGGUCUUGUCCUAUUCUUGGGAGUUGAUCCCUAUUGGGUCAAAUACUGGUGGGACCAGUUACUUUAUCGCCCGUACCGCCACGGCAAUACGGCACCGCUCUACAAUGUCAUUGGUCAACUACUAUGGCGAUCUGCCAAAAAAGAUGUCAUCGAUCAGAUCCAAAUCCCUCCUCAAACAGAAGAGAUCCACUGGCUCAACUUCUCUCCAGUAGAGGGACACUUUUACCACCGUCAGCAUGAGGUUUGCUCACAGGAUGCUCUUGUCAAGCUGAGGAAGAUCUCUGAUUGGUCAAUAAAGCUGGGUAGUUUGGACCGACGUACCGUCACUACCAUAUUAUACCCCCUUUUACGUCUGCGUCAGGCCUGCUGCCACCCGCAAGCUGUCAGAGGAGAGUUCCUGCCCUUCCAGAAGAGCACAAUGACAAUGGAGGAGUUGUUGAAGUCUCUGCAGAAGAAAUGCCGUGUGGAGUGUGAAGAAGCCCACAGACAGCUGGUGUGUGCUCUCAACGGUCUGGCUGGAAUCCACAUCAUCAGAGGCGAGUUUGUAGAUGCAGCGGAGAUGUACAGAGAAGUGCUGCGAUCAUCUGAAGAACAUAAAGCAAGGCUGAAAACUGAUUCCCUUCAGAGGCUUCAUGCAACCCACAAUCUGAUGGAGCUUCUGAAUGCAAAGCAUCCUGGGAUUCCUCCAACCUUGAGAGAUGACAGUCUCAAAGAAGAGGCUGAGCAGCUAAAGCAGCAUUACAUGGCCAAGGUGAACUCUGAGGUUUCUGAAGCACAUCAGAACCUACAACCUGUUCUUCAGCACAUAAAAGAGCAAAAACGCAAGGUGAAUCUUCGCUCUCCCUGGUGGCUGGAUAUCAUACAGCAGGCCAUUCAGUACUCAAUGGACGAUGACCUUGUGGGCCGCAUCCAAAAUGAGCUCACUUGCAGUUAUAAACAACAAGCCAACAAGCUCUCAUUGGCAGACAAGUUUCGAGAUGCUCGUGGUCUUCAGUUUCUGCUCAGCACUCAAAUGGAUGAUUUGAUGAAAUCACAGAAAACUGUUCAAGAUUCUGUAAAGAAGCUGGAAGGGCCGCCAUCUCAGCAAGUCAUCGAGGAAACAACACUCUGCCACCUGCGACCUGUUCGUCUGCCACUGAACAACUGUGUGUUUUGCAAAGCCGAUGAACUUUUUACGGACUACGAGUCAAAACUUUUCUCCCACACAGUAAAGGGGCAGACGGCCAUCUUUGAGGAGAUGAUUGAGGAUGAAGAGGGGCUGGUAGAUGACAGACUCCCCACGACCAGUCGGGGUUUGUGGGCAGCCAGUGAGACCGAACGAGCCCUUAAAGCCAUCCUGUCCUUUGCCAAGGCCCGUCGCUUGGAGUCUGGCCUCAUAGAGGAGGGAAAUUCCUUCAUGGAGCUCUUUGAGUCCUGGAAGAAAGAAUAUAAGCUGCUGCAUGAGUACUGGAUGUCACUGCGGGAUCACGUGUCGGCCAUAGAUGAGCUGGGCAUGGCCACCGAGAGGCUGCGUGUGCGGUUACCUGAUGAGCCCAAACCCAAAGUGCUUCAUAUCAUAGAACCUCACGAGGUGGAGCAGAACAGGAUAAAGCUGCUCAAUGACAGGGCUGUGGCCAGAUCACAACUGCAAAAAAAGCUUGGACAGUUUCUCUAUCUCACAAACCUAGAGAAGUCUCAGGAUAAGUCCACUGGAGGGUUGAAUCCAGAACCAUGUCCCAUCUGCGCUAGACCGCUGGGUCAGGAGUGGGCCGUAUUGACCUGCGGACACUGUUUCUGUAACGAGUGCAUCGCUAUCAUCGUGGAGCAGUACAGUGUCGGCAAUCGACGGAGAGCCAUAAAGUGCGCCAUAUGCCGACAAACCACUUCACAUUCAGAGAUCUCGUAUGUGUUCACCACUCAGAGCGCCCACCAGGGGCAGGACAUCCCUGUAAAGGGUAGCCACUCCACAAAGGUUGAGGCUGUGGUUCGAGUCUUAAAGAAAAUUCAGAUGACCGACCCAGAAGCCAAGUCUCUUGUGUUCUCCACGUGGCAGGGUGUCCUGGACAUCAUUGCAAAAGCCCUUUUCGACAACAACAUGGAGUUUGCACAAAUCAAUGGAAUUCACAAAUUUCAGGAGAACCUGAGUGCUUUCAAAUAUGAGGAGAAGAUCAACAUCUUGCUGCUGCCACUGCACACAGGCUCAAAUGGGCUAAAUAUCAUUGAAGCGACACACGUGCUGCUGGUGGAGCCCAUCCUAAACCCUGCCCACGAGUUGCAGGCCAUAGGAAGAGUGCACCGGAUUGGCCAGACCAAACCAACAUUCGUUCAUCGGUUUCUGAUCAAGUCCACCAUCGAGGAGCGAAUGCAAGCAAUGCUUAAAACAGCAGAAAAGAGUCAUAGUUCCACAUCCAUGAAGCAUUCGGAGGCCUCAGUGUUUACAGUGGCAGACCUGGCCGAGCUGUUCACAGAAGACAGUGAGUCUCUUGAGUGAAUGUCUCUUCAGACCUGCCAGUCCAUAGGCCAGUAAUGUGAACACUACACUAACACCAGCCAGGAGACGAGCCGUCCGCUGCUCUCCAGCUUUCCUAUAUGUUUGCUUUGCACAUUCCCCUUUCUAUAUGGUCUGUCCCAUGGUGUAAUUUAUUCAUGAUACUCAGUGUGAAAAAGAACACAGUUUGAUGUACCAUACGUACAGUAUCAGUCCUGUAUCUCUGUUUGCUUUCUAGAUUGAUUUUUAGUGGGUGUAAUUUUUAUCAAUGCCAUGUUGUGCAUAAACAAGUGAUUUUUAAUAUGAUUUUAAUGAACCAAAUUUGAAAUUAGAAUGCAUUUCUUAUGCUGUACAGUGGAUUGGUUUUAACAGUAGCACUCAUGUAUUUGUGAUUGAUCAAUCAAACCUUUUAUAAAAAACCACUGUAAUCACAGUCUGUCAGUCUGUGCUUUAAAGUCAAUUAAAAAAAAACACAUUAUGUGACAUUUUAUUGGAAUUAUGCUCUUGUCUUGGUUUAUUUUUUAAUCUAAAUGCCUUUUAUGUUUAGGAAGGAAAUUGCUUGAUUUUACAGCACUGAUCUUUGUCAGAGCGUCUUCCGUUCAAACGCUCCUUUCAGUGGAUUGUCUGUGCAAAGUUGUAGCAGACCAUUUUGAACAUUUAUCUGGUGCUAUUUGCAAAACAAAAGAUACGUGAUUCAGUGUCCGUAAAACUCACCCAAUAAAGAGCACUUGUAAAAAGUAAAACCAGAAAGCAAAAGGAAAGAGACUUUCUUUGUUCUAGAAUGGACAAGGGCAGACAGGGAAACUGAACUCUUUCUGUCAAGCUGUACUAAAAUGCAUAAUAUCUUUCAUGUCAGGUUAUGAUAACCCAAAUACAGCACUGCACAUUUUCUCAAACUCAAAAUUGUCUUAAAUGGAAAAAAAAAAAUUUGUCAACAGAGGAAUUAACCAAAAAUAAAUUUUCUGUUUACAAGAAGAGAUGCAUUUUCUUUGAAUUUUGUGUAGUUUGCAAUGUUAAAAUUUUAUUUUUCAGGUAAAUGCUUAGUAGACAUCAUUUUAUUGAAAAUGCAUUGAUUGCAAUGCCAUUGUUUCACAUUUUGGCAUCUAACAUUUGAAAAAAUCUCCCUCACAAGGUUGAAAGACUGACCUCCUUCUCUGUCCAAACAGUCUUAAAGACAUCAACUCUGUGGCUGAGGUGUCAGUGAACUGCCCUUGACUCACUGUGAUGGGAUUUCUUUUCAAACAAGUCGUUGGGGUUCCCGAAACAGUAAAGCGUUUGCCAUGCCCUUUAAAAACCUAUACAGACAAAAGAGUGAGAUAAAACAAAACACCGCCCCUGUACCUCCAUUCCCUUUGCAUGACAAACAAACUCCUUGUCGACCAACGUACUGAGAGGUGUAGUGCGCUGUCUGCUAAGUGGGUUGUCA